UCAUUCUUGACCCACUCAUCUUGUAUCAGCAGUCUUCUUUUAUUUCUACUCUGAUGGCCAACACACAUAGAUGUGAACCUCAGAACUACUACUCCUUGGACUGCCAACCCAACGUGUCUAAAAAAAUUGCCGGCCCUACAAUUUUGACAACAGGCGUAUGUAAAAAAAGCCCCUUCUUCACCUCGCCCGUCAUCGCUUUGCCCGUCACCGAAUCGCCCGUCAUCGCUUUGCCCGUCAUCGCUUUGCCCGUCGUCGAAUCGCCCGUCAUCGCUUUGCCCGUCGCCGAAUCGCCCGUCAUCGCUUUGCCCGUCGCCGAAUCGCCCGUCAUCACUCUGCCCGUCGCCCCAUCUUCCCCUCGCCCGGUCACCCCGUCGUCGCAUCGUGGUCGCCCGGUCGCCCCGUCUUCGCCUCGUGGUCGCCCCGUCAUCGUGGUAUCAUUGUUUUAUGUAAUGUGUGUGUGUGUUAAGUGUAGUGCUAAUUAACCCGUUGGCUGCCACCCACUUUGAUCCCCCCUUUUUUUAGCUUGUUAGGGUCCGGCAGCGCUGUUCUGCCCAAUGGUCUAUAUGCCAUGGGUGGGACAGUUGCACAAGCCGUGUGGCUCAAAGUCGAUCGUCGAGGCAAUGCACCAUUAGGAACUCCCCCUUGUCGAUGCGGUGAUGGUUGCCUGGGGUGUGCAUUCCCGUAAUGGCUUCCAUCAUCGUGUCAGCCCGGACUUGUCUUCGGACAAGUCCCCCUUGGUCGCGAUCUUUCUGAUGGCGAUGUAGCUAGCGUAGUAUGUAGUGGCGUGGCAGCCAACGGGUUAGUUGUAUUUGUGUAUGUAUGUAUUGUAUAUUAUGUUGUAUUGUAUUAUGCUGUAAACCAAGUGGUGGAAUUGUGGGUGGAUGGAGGGACAAUAAAAGCUUUUUACAUCUA
Messenger RNA from Daphnia magna, 912 nucleotides. Its product is annotated as proline-rich protein 27-like. The transcript is spliced from 3 exons. The record is from RefSeq and is a predicted model, not a curated record. NCBI's taxonomy places the organism in Eukaryota, Metazoa, Arthropoda, Branchiopoda, Diplostraca, Daphniidae. Bases 54 to 482 code for a protein of 142 amino acids.